Messenger RNA from Carcharodon carcharias (great white shark), 1933 nucleotides. RefSeq names its product ATP23 metallopeptidase and ATP synthase assembly factor homolog (gene atp23). The record is from RefSeq and is a predicted model, not a curated record. Gene Ontology annotation, cellular component: extrinsic component of mitochondrial inner membrane. Gene Ontology annotation, biological process: mitochondrial protein processing; mitochondrial proton-transporting ATP synthase complex assembly. Gene Ontology annotation, molecular function: metalloendopeptidase activity. NCBI's taxonomy places the organism in Eukaryota, Metazoa, Chordata, Chondrichthyes, Lamniformes, Lamnidae. The transcript has 6 exons. The coding region runs from base 96 to 800 and encodes 234 amino acids.
AAUUCCGGGGCAGGUUUGACCUUUCACCCUUUCCUUCAAUGGCGGCAGGUGCUCGAUUUCUGUGGGGAACCAAUUAAUCGAAUCAAAUCUCAGCGAUGGAUAAAGGGCAGGGCAAGGAGGAGGAUUACGGCUAUGGUUUAUUUCCAGAGCAUCAGACAGGCAAACCAAAGAAAGGCCUGUUGGCGGAAAGCAUUUUAACUUUCAACCACAAGUGUCGGGUGAUGCUGCAAGUGGCCCUGGAUACCAGUCCAUAUGCAAAACUUCUGGUAGAUGCCAUGAAAGGUUCAGGAUGCACUGUUUAUAAGGAUCGUCACUUUUCCUGUGAAGAUUGUGAUGGGACAGUCAGUGGAGGUUUUGAUGCUGAAAUAUCACAGAUUGUUUUAUGCCAGAAUAAUAUCCACCAACAACAGCACAUGAAUCGGGUGGUGACCCACGAGUUAAUACAUACGUUUGAUCAUUGCCGUGCACACGUCGAUUGGUUCCACAAUAUAAAACACCUUGCCUGCUCAGAGAUACGAGCUGCCAAUCUCAGUGGUGAGUGUACCUUUGGGAAUGAAUUGUGUAGAUUCAACUUUGGCCUAAAGCAACACCAUCAAAAAUGUGUGCGUGAGCGAGCCCUUCGUUCCAUACUAGCCGUUCGCAAUGUCAACAAGGAAACUGCAGAGAAAGCUGUCGAUGAUGUUUUCGAUACUUGUUUUAAUGAUCAUGAACCUUUUGGAAGAAUUCCAUACAAUAAAAAGGAUGCAAAACACGCAUAUAGGGAUUUUCAAAACCGGAAUCGAUAUUACUCAAAUCUUUGAGAAAAUGCCAGACCUCCAAAUAAUUGUGUGACAAUAAAUUUGUAAUAAAGGUUUAUUAACAAGUCAUAGUUGCUAAGAAUCAAUCAUUGUUGCAUUUUACAAAUGAGAGAUUUUCCAUGAAUACCUUUUCAGUCAACCAGUUAAUAGAAAAAUGUAAAUCAUUUGCAGUUUGUUUUGACAUUGUCAGAUUUUUGUUAAUCUGUUAAUUUUACUCAUGUAGUUUCAUUUUGUUGUGUUCAUGUGCUUUUUUUUAUAUAUACCAUAAAAUAAUUUUACUAGAUAAAUUAGUCAUAUGAUUGAAAAUGACUUCAAAGGGCUUGCACUUUUACAGUGCCAAUCCAAACAAACUGCUAUUGCUUUCUCAUGUUAAUAUAAACUUAACUAGUCAUUACAUUGUUCCUUUUCAAAGUCAAGCUCGAAAGUUCAGCCAGCUCAAUGAACAAUUGUAUCACAAGUUGUGGUUAUUGAACCAGGAACAAGGAAACAAGUCUGUUUCCCUGGGCUAGCUGCAUUAAGUGGGAUCACUUUGAAGCUGCAAUAGGCGUCCAACAAUUCAUACAACUGCAAGUGGCCAGAGUUUUCACUCCUGCUUAUUUCUAUACCUCAAGUGUGAACCUGGACACCCACUCAAUGUCCAGACACACCAAAGAAGAAUGAUUGUUCUGCAGGACACCAGAGGGUUGUCAACGCACAUGAAGAAUGCUUCAGCAUAAACAGCUGUCUAUUUUAGAGAGAGGACGAGGUGCGGAAAGAAAAAUAUAAAACCAGUGGAUCAACUUGCAUGAAUUUAUAUUUUGUAGAAAUAGUGAAUAAAUAUAGACCUUUUGGACAUAACACCAACUUGGAAGGGACAACUGCUUUCCAUCGUAUUAAUACUGUUAUUCUGCCAGUUUGCAACUUAUUUGCCUAUAUCUUAGGUUAAAUUAUCUUAUAUUGUGCAGAGCCAAAAAAAAUAAAUAAAUGUUUCUGUCACAUAUGCAGUUAAAAUAAUUUAACUAUAUGUGGAUGAGCAUAUUACCAAGUACUGACAACAAAUCUGCUCCAGGAGAAGUAUGUAUAGGUAAUGUUAUUUAUGACCAAGCAAAUGUACAAUUCAAAGAAAUACAAGAAUAUUAAAGUGUAUUUUCCAAUCA